UGAACGUUAUUCUCUCACCUGGAAUCAUUUGCUAUUCAACCGAGUUAACUGAAAGAAAUAGCAUACAUUUUCCUCAUCUCAGAAUAGCGUGUACUAAAUAAUGAAACGCUUGGUAAUAAUUUUGUUGGUGACCGGAUGGAGAGCAAGUACUAGUUGUGGGAAUCGAAUAGACGAGAAUAGUGAUGAAACAUUACCCAGAAUAGUUGGUGGAGAAGAAGCAAAAGAAGGGGCAGCUCCAUUCCAAGUUUCGUUGCAAACUUCCUUUGGUCAUAACUGUGGAGGAGCUAUAAUAGAAGAUCGAUGGAUUCUUACGGCUGCACAUUGCAUAGUCAAUCGCAAGCCAUCUGAUUUGAAGGUACUGGUUGGAACGAACAACCUUAACGAAGGAGGUGAAACUUUUGAUGUAGACUUUCUCGUUCAUCACAGUCGGUACAACAAACCAUCGUAUCACAACGACAUCGGUCUCUUGCGACUGACAUCGCAGUUGAAUUUCAGCGAUCGCAUUAAACCCAUAGAGUAUUCGGAAAAGUAUGUUCCGGACAACGCUACCAUCACGUUGACGGGCUGGGGCCGACUUUCGGCUGGUGGGAAUGCUCCGUCUAAGCUACAGACAAUAGAGUUGCUUAAUGUGGAACACGAUCGCUGUAAGGCUCUACAUGGUGACGACCCCAAUGUAGAUAUCGGACAUCUCUGCACGUUCACCAAAAAGGGUGAGGGUGCAUGCAAUGGUGACUCUGGUGGUCCACUGACAUGGGAAGGAAGAUUGGUGGGACUCGUCAAUUGGGGAAUUCCCUGCGGACGCGGAUAUCCUGACGCGCAUGCCAGAGUCUCUUACUAUCACGAUUGGAUCCGAACGAAUGUAGCUAAUAACAGCGAGUAAGAGUACGGAGAUUCUUUCUAACGUUGUCAAUUUGAAUAAAAUAAUAGUUUAUUUUUCUAAA
Molecule: messenger RNA, 941 nt
Organism: Malaya genurostris
Lineage: Eukaryota; Metazoa; Arthropoda; Insecta; Diptera; Culicidae
Product: chymotrypsin-2-like
Exons: 4
Coding region: 101-880 (259 amino acids)
Biological process (GO): proteolysis
Molecular function (GO): serine-type endopeptidase activity
Source: RefSeq, a predicted model, not a curated record